This is a messenger RNA of Dicentrarchus labrax (European seabass), 2270 nucleotides long. Its product is annotated as solute carrier family 22 member 7-like. The record is from RefSeq and is a predicted model, not a curated record. The transcript is spliced from 10 exons. Lineage: Eukaryota; Metazoa; Chordata; Actinopteri; Moronidae. Bases 34 to 1641 code for a protein of 535 amino acids. Gene Ontology annotation, molecular function: transmembrane transporter activity. Gene Ontology annotation, biological process: transmembrane transport. Gene Ontology annotation, cellular component: membrane.
UUAGCUUUAUGUCGACUCUGGGAGCACAGCAGGAUGAAAUUUGACAGCAUACUUUCAGAAAUUGAUGGAUUUGGAAAAUUCCAAAUCAAGCUAGUCUUGAUUCAGAUGCUUUCUCGCAUUACUCUACCAUGUCACUUCCUGCUGAAUAACUUCAUGGCAGCUGUUCCCUCUCACCACUGUAACAUCACUGCUCUCGAUGAUGGAGGCAUCUUUGGGAAUUUAACUCAGGAACAGAAACUGGUUGUAGGUAUUCCAGCAGAGCGGGAUGGCGCUCCGAGCUCUUGUCAGAUGUUUUCGAACCCCCAGUAUCAACAUCUGUCAGGCUCCAACAGUAGUGAGGAUACAUUUACUGUUCAGUGUCAGAACGGAUGGGUGUAUGACAACAGCACAUUUAAAUCUACUUUGGCAACAGAGUGGGAUCUUGUGUGCAGCAGAAAAGGGAUGAACAAGGCAACAGCCACCAUUUUCUUCCUUGGGGUUAUGGUGGGUGCCCCUUUAUUUGGGUUUCUCAGUGACAGGUUUGGCCGACGGAAACUGCUCUUGGUGUCUUAUUUGUCAUCCAUGAUGUUUGCCGUCCUAAGUGCGUUCUCCCCAUCGUACAUAAUGUUUGUCAUCAUGAGAUUUUUCACGGGGAUGUCACUUGCAGGAAUAAGUAUAAUCUCUAUUGUGCUAAAUGUUGAAUGGUUCGGCAUUGAACACAGGACCUUUUCUGGUGUGAUUAUAAGCUUGGAUUGGACACUUGGAAACUGGUUUCUGGUUGGAAUUGCAUAUUGUAUUAAUGAGUUUCGGAUGCUCAUCCUAGCAGCGACCUCACCACUGAUACUGGCCGUCAUGGCUUGGAGGUAUCUUCCAGAGUCUGCGAGGUGGCUCUUGGCAAACGGGAAAGCAGAUGCUGCACAUCAUUACAUAAUGAAAUGUGCCGAGAUGAACAACAGGACCAAGUGUAUGGAUGCGAUCACACCAAUGGUAUUACUGGAAUCUGUACAGGAUGAAACUACAGAUAAGAAGUACACUAUUGUAGAUCUUUUCAAGACCCCAAAUAUUAGGAAACUUUCUAUAUGCUCAGGGAUAGUAUGGUAUGGAGUUGCAUUUACAUAUUAUGGGAUAAGUCUGAAUAUCACUGGGUUUGGACUAAACCCGUACCUCACACAAUUCAUCUUUGCAUCCAUCGAAAUGCCAAUGAAGAUUGGUGUGUAUGUCUUCCUGGAAAAAGUUGGCAGAAAGCCUGGUGAGAUGGGAGCCCUGUUGUUGACUGGUCUCUGUCUCUUCAUCAACAUAUUUGUUGGAAAAGAUAGGUGGAUUAUUCGUACUGUUGUGGCAGUCCUUGGAAAAGCCCUGUCAGAAGCCUCAUUUACAAUCAUGUUCCUUUUCACGACUGAAUUCUUUCCUACAGUCGUACGACAGAACGGUUUAGGCUACACCUCGUUUCUGGCACGGCUGGGCGUGUCCAUAUCUCCACUCAUCAUGUUAUUGGAGGAUGUGUGGCAUCUCCUCCCUGCAGUCACUUACUGCACAGUGGCAAUUGGCUCUGGUUUAGUGACUUCCCUUCUGCCUGAAACAUUAAAUACCAGACUGCCAGAGUUAAUCGAGGAUAUUGAGAAACCGAGGGUACAGUCAACAAGGAGGAAGGACAUUCAAUAAAAAUCACACUUAUUGAUAAUGAGAACUUGCCCUCUAUAUAUUUGUUAUGAAAUUCUUGUUAAAUUUUAAUAAAUGGAGAUGAUUUGAUUUUAACAAUAAAUAAAAAAUCCCAAUAAAUAAUGAAACCAACAGCUAGAAGGUAUUUAACAAAUCCAAAGGUGUAUUGUCUAAAUAAUUUAGUCUGGCAACAGCAGAACAACAGUGGAAGAAACCCAAGAGCAGACAAUUUACUUGUAGCUGGAAAUAAAGUUUUAGUAAAAGAGAAAACGUCUAUUGGUUUUAUUGAAAUUAUACAUUUUAUGGUGACAUACUGGUUUAAGUCUUAUUAUGUCCUGCUGUCGUGGCUCAGGGUAUAUGGGACAGCCCAGUAAUAUACUGGUGAUCUGCAAAGGAUAAGCACUUAUAAAUGAUGGAUGGAUGAAGGAGUUGGUUUCAUUUGCUUGCCAAAGUAUUGGACAAAAUCAAAACUUUAAGGUAUAUUGUUGUGUUUAAGUACACUUUCAUAUUUAUAGUACUGUGUGUAUAUUCAUUAGUAUGCUGUGAUGUAAUGUGAACGUUGUCUGUCCUGCACCAUGAACAAGUUCUGUUGUUUAUUAUAAUGGUAAUAAAACUCAGUGAUUAAAUGGCAA